Messenger RNA from Oncorhynchus mykiss (rainbow trout), 6923 nucleotides. Lineage: Eukaryota; Metazoa; Chordata; Actinopteri; Salmoniformes; Salmonidae. The record is from RefSeq and is a predicted model, not a curated record.
GCACUGUGCUGCUCUUGGUUUCAUAGAGCCCUGUUGGUCCAACUCCGGACAACUUGAUGAUAGCGGUUUUGGUGGGAGCCUGUUGCGUGUGGCAUGGGCACUGGGGAUUAUAUCUGUGUUACGGUGCACGGAGGCGCGCCCUGGGGCUUCAGUCUCCGCGAGGGAGAGGGGGAUGCCUACCGACGUUUGCAGGUUUAUCAGGUGGAAGAGGGUGGUCAUGCGUCCCUGGCCGGGAUCUGCGAGGGGGACGAGGUGGUGUCGCUGAAUGGAGAACCCUGCGGGGAGCUUUCCCUCCCAAAAGCAAAUGCUCUCAUUGACGCCUCCGUCGACUGCCUGCAACUACUGGUCAAAAGAUGGCACACCCUAUCCCCUGAGGAUUUUCAUUCAGAGACCUACUUUGGCACAAGGGAGUCCUCUGGUGAGGCUUUGGAAAGCACCACCCUCCACAUCCUGUCCCCUGGCAGGUCCCAACCCACCAGGGAGCUCUACAUCGCUGAUUCCCAGGACGAGGCCUACUAUGGGGAGACGGAGAGUGACACGGAGACCCCCGGAGGGAUCCAUCUGGUCCGCACCCAGCUCUGCGUACCUGCGCCUGAGGAGUGCCAGUUCCCCAGAGGAGGAGGGGACAAAGGUCGAGAGGGACCCCAGGGGGGGAGUUUCUCCCCUGGGGCAAUGGUGAAGCUACAGUUGUCCCUCGCCGAACACAGCCUGGAGGAUCCCGUCUGCACCUCCCUGGGGAGUGCUCUUGGAAUAGAGGGGGAGAUUCAGGCGAGAGAGGCCCUCAAGAACGAGGCCCUCCUUCACACCACCACCCACUCGCUCUACGUCCCUUGCCCAGCUAGGGAGCCCCUGAGUCAGCAUGGAGUGGUGCUGAGCUCCCCCUCUCUGCUAGGCCAGGUGGAGGUCACCCUGCAGCACCCAGCAGCCGGGAGGGGCUCUCCUCGCCUGGUAGAAGGGGUAGUCGUCUAUGGGGCCAGUGGAAGUGUUGGUGAAGCCCCUGGGGAGGAAGGAGGAGGGAAAAGCCAGGGAGCUCCCGCCUCCUUCACCGUCUCCUUUGGAAUUCCCACAGAGGGGGCGGAACCAGCAGCGGAGCGAGACUCAGAUUCAGAGAAGGACCUUGAGAAACCUAACAAGCACCGGGCCAAGCACGCCAGGCUCAGGCGCAGUGAGAGCCUGUCAGACAAGCAGGUGAAGGAGGCCAAGUCUAAAUGUAAGCGCAUUGCUAUCCUUCUGAACGCUGAAGCUCCCAACCCCAACAACAAGGGGGUGUUGAUGUUCAAGAGGCAUCGACAGAGGGCCAAGAAGUACACACUCGUCAGCUACGGCACCGGUGAGAGUGAACCAGAGUACGAGGUCGACGACAGCGACGAGGAAGACGCCAGAGCGAUCAAAUUCACCCUCGUAGCAACCACCAGCGGAUCAGAGCUUGAGGAGGACUUUAUCACUAAUGCCCAGGGCGGUGGCAGAGUGCUAACCUUCGACUGGGACACAGGACUACUCGAGAUUGAGCGCAAGCUCAACUCCGGAGAGGAGAUGGAGCAACUGCCCAACACCACGGGAAAGGGGGCUACAAUGUUCGCCCAGCGCCGCCAGCGCAUGGAUGAGAUCGUUGGCGAACAUGAGGAGAUGAGGCGCCAGGGGAUUCCCGUGGAGGGGGUACAGGAGGUGGAGAAACAUGCAGCCUACAAGCAGAUGGAGGAGCGCUCGUACAUGCAGGCCACCACAGAGAGGCAGGCCUACAUGGACUUUAGCGUGCACCAGAAGCAGCAGCAACAGUAUCAGAAGUACCAAGAGCAGCAGUACUAUGAACAGCAGCAGCAGCAGCAGCAACAACAACAGUACGAGCAGCAGCAAUACCAGCAGCAACAACAACAACAGUACGAGCAGCAGCAGUACCAGCAGCAACAACAAUAUAAUCAACAGCAGCACCACCAGCAGCAAGAGUACCAACAGCAGCAUAUUCAGCAGUACUCGUCUAACAUGAAUGGCAUGGCCAACCAUCAAACCAAUGAAAUGCAGAGUUCCAUGAGCAAUCAAACUGCCCAACCCUUCUCAUUACAAAACCAGAUGCCCGCCCUGUUUUCUCCCCCAGUGAGUGGGAGCAACCAAGAGAUGAUGGGUCAGGGAGAGCAGAUUGCCUCACGCGACGAGCGCAUUUCGACGCCGGCAAUCAAGUCUGGGAUCUUGCAGGACACAAGGAACAGGUUCAAGGGCAAGCCAAUGUUCAAUUUCAAACAAGCACCCAAAGUGUCACCCAACCCCGAGCUUCUGAAUCUCCUCAACAGGAGUGACAAGAAGUUGGAUUCCGAGUCAUGCACGGAAGAGGACUACCUUAGCUUGGGAGCUGAGGCUUGCAACUUCCUCCAGUCACCAAGGGUCAAGCAUAAGACGCCUCCACCAGUCGCUCCCAAACCCAUCAUUAACCCCAACUCUCCACCCUGGUCCCCUCAGCCUGAGCUGGCCAACCAGGAGUUGCCACUGCAUGCUGAAAAUAGCGUCCCUGCACCUGCUGCAGCCCUUGAGACCGAGUCCGCCCCAGAACUGGCCCCAGAGCCCUCCCCUCCUCUUGCCCCCCAGGAAGCUCCUGUUCCUGCCAAGCCCCCCUCUCCAGCCAAACACACAUGGAGUCCCCCAGGGUCCCAGGCACAGCAGCAGCAGCCCCAGCAAGUGCCAGCCUGGGGAGGAAAUGGUCCCUCACCAACUCAGCCUCAUUCGCAACCCGAGCCUCAAGUGAGUUCCUGGGCUCCGGCACUAACACAGGCAUCACAGCAGCCACUUGUGAGUACUUGGCCACCUGCUGAAAUGAAGCACCAGGCUCCAGCUCCAAGUAAGUCCCCACCACAGCUCCCUUGGGUGACUCCCCAACCACCUCCUCCUCAGCCUCAGCCACCCAUGAAUUCUUGGGCUAUAGCGCCUGCCCAGUCACAACUCCAAUGGGUUCAACCUCAAGAACAGCAACAGCCCCAGGCACCUUGGGCUCAACCUCAAGAACAAGCACAGCAACAGCCCCAGGCACCUUGGGCUAAACAACCUCAGCCUCAGUCUCCAGAACAGGUUUGGCCCCAGGCCCAGCCUCAGCCACCUUGGGUGUCAUCACCUCAGCCUCCAAUGAAUGCAUGGACACCACCACAGAGCCAUACCCAGCCACAACAACCACCUUGGGCCCAACAAGCUCAGCCCCAACAUCCAGCUCAGCCUCAACCCCCUAUGAAUGCAUGGGCCCCAGCACCUGCUCAGGCUCAGGUCCAGCCUCCAUGGGCCCAGUUAUCUCAAGAGCAAGAACAGCCACCCAUGAAUGCCUGGGCCCCAGAUCAGAAUCAGGCCCGGUCACAGCCACCUUGGGUCCAACCACCUUCAACCCAAUCCCCACCCCAGCAAAACUGGCAACAACCACCUCCACAGCAGGCACCCUUACAGCCACCUAUGAAUGCAUGGGCCCCAGCUCAGGCACAGCCUCAGACACACACAAGUACCUGGGCCCCACAACCACAGCAAGCCCCAGUGAAUACUCAGACCCGGAUGCACAGAGUGUGUCAACCUUCUCCGAAACCUUGGAAUGCUCCACAAAGUGCUCCCUGUUCUACUCCUCCACCUCCGCCACAGCGAAUUAACUCUUACACACUUGGCGAAAGGUCCUCGUCACCCGUCAUCAAUCCAAUGGCAAGCGUUUUGGCACCAGUAGGAGGAAUGGGCUCGGCUUUGUCGAUGCCAGCGGUUAGGGGGAAAGGAGCCGAUUUGUUCGCCAAGAGGCAGUCUCGUAUGGAGAAGUAUGUCGUGGAUUCGGACACUGUGCUGGCAGCCACUGCACAGGCAGCUCAGCAAGCCCAGGCAGCCACUGCGCAGGCAAACAAGGCAAGGCCCACGUCGCCCUCUCCCUCCGUACCUCAUCCUUGGAAAUAUUCGCCCAAUUGCAGAGCUCCCCCUACAUCGAAUUACAACCCCAUACAGUCCCCUUCCUACCCACCAGGGGCCAUUAAGCAACCCCCUCCAUCUAGCCCUGCGGUCAAAGCAAAGAAAGGGAAAGGCAAACCUGCCUGCAAACCCCUUGCCGUUAUAGAUGUCAUGAAACAUCAGCCUUAUCAGCUCAAUGCGUCCCUCUUUACUUAUGGCCCAGCAGUGGAGGCUGCCGAGGCUGCCAAGGCCGCCGCACCAAAGCCUGCCCCAGUCCCUCCAAACCAAAACCAACCAAUAAGAUAUGAGCAAGCUGCCCCUGUCCAGCCGGCUGGACAAAUGAAUGCUCCCUAUUCACAGCAGCCCCAGCAGCUCUACGGGAUUACCCCUCAACCACCCAUGCAUGAUAGUCCAUACCACCCAGCCUCACCUAAUGCUUACCAGCCAUCUAACAAUCCCUACCAGCAGGUUCCUGCUGGUCCUUACCAACAUCCAUAUAAUCCCCCUUACAAACAAGCCCCUCCAGCCCCUUAUCAACCCCAGCAGCAAGCUCAAAACCCUUCUUACCAACAGACCCCCCAAGGUCCUUAUCAGCCAGCCCAUAGCCCCCCCUACCAAGCAGCACCCCAAGCCCCAUACCAGCCACUACCUCCCAGUACCUACGUGGUGCCCAGCUUUCCCAUAGCGGCAAAGUCUGAGUCUAUCUCUGGGGGCAGCACCGCUCCAAAGCCCAGGUUCAUGGCCAAAAAGAGUUCAGCCCAGGUGUGGAAGCCAGCAGCUGUGGGGAAAGAGUGAUUCUGAAAGCAUAAUUAAGUGAUCUUUGCUUAAAAGAACAGUAGAUCUAGUUACAUGCACAGUACAUUCAUACAAAUGCUAUAUAUUCAUAGAAAGCUUUUAAGAUGCCUUUUCAACAUUUUAUAGCCAACAUAUUUUUCUUAAUAAAUGCUAGAAUUUUAAAAAGGCCCGAUGCAGCUGUUUUGAUCUCAAUAUCAAAUAAUUUCUGUGUAAGAAUUAAGUACCUUACUGUUUUAUUUUUUAAUUAAAAUGGUUAAAAAACAAACAAAUUGCGUCUUAGCAAAGAGCAAUUUCUCAAGCAAGAAUUUUGCUAGGACUGUCUGGGAGUGGUCUAAGUGAGGGGCCUAAUUGAACGAGCCUAAUGGGAGGGUUACAUAACCUGAAAACUAGAUGUUAUUGGUAGAGCGUUUUUUAAAUCUUUGUUAUUGGUAUAUUAACUUAUACUGCCUGGUGAUGUCGGCAGGCAGGCCAAAACGCCAUCCCACCAAAAUUUCAGGCUCUUACAUUAAAAUGGCAUUAUCAUAAUUUUCACAAUUCCCCAGUAUUAUUCCAACCUCAUACUGUGGAAAAAUAUAUAUAAAAUAUAUAUAAAACACAGGAUAUUCACAUUUUUGACUGCACUGGGCCUUUAAUAUAUAAAGUUUGGAUGUAUUUUUCCACCUGCUAUGCAUUCACUCUUUACAUGUAUACAACUAUAUAAUAUCUUCGUUUUUCAAGCAAAGCUUUUCAAUGUUGGUUUCUUUGCAAUAUUGCAAUGCACAAUACAUAGAAAAUUAAAUAUAUGAUAUUGGUAUAUCUUAAUUAUCUAAGCCCAAAAAUGAUAAAAUGUAGUUUUUCAGGACAUCCACAAAAUGCAUUCAAUAGACUUGUGACGUGAACCAGUGGAGCCUGUGAGCAGGCAUUGCCAGAAUGUGAACGAGGAUAAUAGCCAGCAAGAAUUCAGAGGAACAGGUGAAUGUAUAUUGCUGAGAAAGUUAAAAUUGGAAAUGAGAGAAGCUUGAAAGGGAAUUUAAGAAAAGGUUGGAGUACUAAGGCGGUGUGUGAGCCAGUGACAAGUUUGAUAAGAUCUUCUGCAAUAUCAACAGUGUAUUUGUUAGCUGUCAAGAUGUGCAAUAAUUUGUCAAAAUUGACCUUGAAUGAUUAUUAGUAGCGACUAAGAGGUUUAAGACACCGAGAGCUUGGCACGAUAAGGCUCUAUCUGCUAAAAGACCAUUCUGAGAUAAUUGGCUGUACAGUUUCAAACCCUCAUUGGUUUGAAUGGUGUCAGCAAUUUUUUAUCUUAUUCUUUUAAGUGUAACAACAUGAAUUGGGGGUAUUUAGAGUAAUUUAUAGGUAGAGAACAUUGAACAGAACAAGACUAUGUCAAUGACAACAUUUGGACAACAAUGUAGAUAGAACCUUAUCGUCCCAAGCUCUCGACAUGGUUAGGGAGACCAGGAGUGGUCAGUGGAAACAUAUUUAGGGUCAGGUUUGAGAGCCGCCUGGCUUCAUUUGACAUGUGUUUUGUAAGUACAGUGACGUUACUUAGAUUUGGUGGAUAUAAUGUUCAUAUGCAAUAGUGAAUAGGAAACAUGGCUACUUCAUUUACCAAACAUUCAUAAAUUGCAUUGCAAAAAGGGAAUGUUUUGUAUUUUAUAAAUUGAAGUAUACAUAUAAGUCUAGUAUUUUUUUGUUAGGGUCCCGUCUCCUGGAGGUGGAAGGUACUUGCACAAGUUUAAGAUGUAGAUCUGGUACAAUUGCAUUCAGUGUCUUCCAAAAGACCCUGCUUGAAUUGUUUUAGAUUCAUUUUUACCAGUUAUCGCGUCAUGUUAGGUCGCUAAAUGUACACUUUUCCAUGUCACAGAUUAUGUGUGUGCGUGAGUGAAAGCUGUCGGUUUGGGAGGAUUAGUGGGCUUGUAUUAUUUCACCAACAUGAAUGGCAGUCGCUCACUAGACCUCCAGCUAUUCUGUCUUUUCUCACGCUUCUAAUUUGAGCUUUGCAUAUUUUUUUCCUAUGUUUCUGUACACCUGCUUUGGUUUAACAUAAUGGCCAAAAAAACCAUUAUAAAAAGGGAUAUUGAAAUAAGCAGUUACAGAAAAGUGGGAGUUUGGAUGAACCACCCUGUCAUUUGAAUGGUAUACAUUUGUUAGGAGAGUUGCUUUCUCUUGUUCUGUCGAUUCUUUUUCUUUUGUUUCUUUUUCAUAGUGCACUUUCUGUACGAUUCAUGUCAGUGCCAUUAAAAUGCCUUUUAUCCUUA